Molecule: messenger RNA, 590 nt
Organism: Meloidogyne enterolobii
Lineage: Eukaryota; Metazoa; Nematoda; Chromadorea; Rhabditida; Meloidogynidae
Source: the annotation of a GenBank genome assembly
UUCGACAACACCAAAUUUCGUGAUAUUUCUCUUAAGGCAUGCGAACUCUCGUUUAUCUUUUUUUCCUUCAAAUCUGAUGAUAUUUUUAUUCCCCAAAUUUCACGAUAUCCCCCCUUAAUCCUAUCUCAGAAAACCCCCCAAAUCACAAAUACCUUCGAAUCCUUUGAUCUUUCUAUUAGUCCCCAGCUUCCUUAAUCCCCUCAAAUACUUCGAUCACACUGUUUUUAUCCCAAAAGCUCCAAAUAUAUUAAUAACAAUAUAUAAAUAUGAGAUUAGUUAAUUUCAUGUUUCUCCUACUAUAUGUAAUUUUUCAAUUAAUCUCAUUUUCCUCAAAUCCACUCAAAUCUCUUGAUCAUUUGCUAAAUCCCCAUCGUUUUCAAAUACGUAUGCUUAUGUCAAUCAUCAAAUUCUCUGAUAUCCCUCUUGCUCUAAAUCAAUUGAUUUCUGUUUUUCGCCGAAUCCCUUCAAAAAUCUUGAUCGCACACCUUUCGUCCGCCCUCAAAUCCGCUCAAAUUCCUUUAUCCAUCUCAUUCUCUGAUAAUACUCUUUCCAUUCAAAUAGUUUUUUUUGAAAAACAUCAAAUUCACUGA